Molecule: messenger RNA, 1068 nt
Organism: Peniophora sp. CBMAI 1063
Lineage: Eukaryota; Fungi; Basidiomycota; Agaricomycetes; Russulales; Peniophoraceae
Source: the annotation of a GenBank genome assembly
AUGAGCCUCGCCCAGAGCGCGCAGUCGGUCUGGAUACAAGGCUGCCUGGAUGUUGUGGCUCCCACUAUCUUAUUCUUUGAUUAUUUCCUCACUCUACCUCGCGAAAUCGAGCUCAUAUGGGAACGCCCAUCGUCACGACCAUCCAUAGUCUUCUUUGUGAAUCGCUAUAUCCCCAUUGUUACCAGUAUUGUGUCUGUAGUUUUCAGCUUUGCGGAGUUUGCCUCCAAUGAAUCGACAUGCAAAACCUUCUUCAUAGCCCAUGAGGCAUCGAUAAUAUUCUCCCAGGUUGUGGUAGGCGUUCUUCUUGCCCUACGAAUUAUCGCACUGCACCACCGCGACCGCCGCAUUGCUGCAGUGCUCGCCAUCGCCUUCGUCCUGUUGCUUCCGGUCGCUUGCUGGUCAAUCACGGGAGGGAGCUCAUUCGUACUACCGUCUACAUCUGGGUGUCACAUUGCUCUGGAUUUCACAUCCGGCCUCCAUGUGUCCUUCGCAUGGAUGACACAAGCUAUAUGGGACGUUCUCAUAUUCGGGCUCAUGAUACGCAGCACGUUCCGGGUGCGCAGAUUCCGUGAGGGCCGCACGCGUCUCACCGGCACGAACCUCGUGGACCUGGUCUGGCGCGACGGGGCCAUCUACUUCGGCAUCAUGGCUGUAGCCACAUUCGUCAAUAUUGGCUUCUUCUACGUGAAGGACGACGGCAUUCGUGGGACUUUGGCACCCGUGGCGAGCAGCAUAUCCGUGUCCAUGAUGUCGCGCCUGUUCCUCAACCUUCACGAAGCAGUCUCUUCUCCGGUGAAUACGGACGGCGUACUCGAUACCAGAAGGACAAUCACCUUACUCUUUGCUUCGCGCAUGGACGACAACGCGCGCCGUUCCAAUCCCUCAGAGGAUGAGUACUACAGCACUGCGCCGCCAGACACGCCAUCCAUACCCGGAGACAUGUUCAAUCCCGACUCGGAUGUGUCAUUUUCAGACUAUAGCUCACACCGGCGUCACAGACGACACUCCACAGCAGCGGAGGAGUACGCAUUGGACGAUAUGACUACGAGGGAUGCCAGAGCCGUGUAA